AUGGACGCCACCGCCGCCAAAAUCUCUGCCAAGGGCUCGCGCAUGCGCAAAAAGGGUGUCAAGGUCAGUCCCCGCUGCAGUCUCUUUCCGGCUGCUUCGAUGUGCUGCUGGCUCCCCGAGGCCGAGUGAGACACGACAAACCCCGCGAGGAUCCGACGAUGACGAACGGGGUCGGCUUGAAGAGACGAUCACCAACCCACACGCUCACGCACACGCAUCCGCACCCGCACCACAUCCCACCGCGCACAGGCCAAGACGCACCACUUCUUCUACGUGCUCGUUCUCAUCUGGUAAGUGCAUGUGGGCUUCGCAGUCGGGAUCGAGCGUGUGGCACUCACUCAGCGUCCGGCGAGCGCGCUCCUCAGCGGCUGGCUCGCCCCACCCCUCGCCGUCGCGGUCCGGUUCGGCAUCGGACGCGACUUUUUCAUCAACGUGCUCUGCACCAUCUGUGGCUACUUCCCCGGCCAUGGUCACAAGUCGGUCUCUCGUUCCUUCCGCUUCUUUCCGAUAUUGUGCACCGUUGCGGCUGACACUCGGUCCUCUCCCCGCGUCUCUGACUGUGCUCGCUCUGUCCGGGCCCCACUUUGGUCACGUUACAGCUUUGUGAGUGCAUUCAAGGCCUUGGCUUGACAAGUCCCGUAAGCUGACACAAGGGCACGCUCUGCAAAUAGUACUGUCAAUCGAUCCGCAACAACCGAACCGCAGCUCGCACCCCAAAGUGGGCCGUCAAGUUUGGCCUCGUCCAUGUCAAGGACAAGCGAGGUGGCAAGCACGCCUGGGCAGGUCGCUACGACGGUACGUUCACACCAUGCAACUCUGCAUCAUUGCUGCAACCCCGAGCUGACAUCACUCCUUGGCCUUUCUCGCAGAACGACUCCCGGACUCGGCCCGGAACGAAUACGCCGAUGCUGACUCGGUCGAGUCUGGCCAACCCGGUGGGGCGGCCGAUUGGGAUGGACGUGGACCCGAACCUGCGAAUCGACCUCGUUUCUCGGGCAACCCCAACCUUAGCACCGGUGGCAAGAAGCAGCAUCGCGGCUUCCACAUCACCUCGCCGUGGGACGAUCUCGUCGAGGAGGAGGAAGUGCAGGGCAACCCGCGAAGACCUGAUGAUGAUGAUGGGCGUGCACCUGCUUCCAGCCGGCCUUAUGACCCCUUGGACAACGAAGAGUUCUUCCCUUCUACGAGUGGGGCCGAUGCGAUGCCCGCCUCGUCGGCGUCGAGUGGACCGAAGAAACUCAAAGGCAGGGGCUUCUUGGGCAAGAGCCGCAGCCGCUACGAGAACGCGUCGUCAUCUUCCGGUGGUGGUGGAGGUGGUGGACGGGACGAUCGCUUCGACCGCAUGAACGCCAGUCGCCCCUCCGCUGGCGGUGACCCUCUGAGGGGCAAGCGCACGCAAGCUGCCGACGACUACCAGGAUGACUUUGAACGCGAGAUCAACGGCGUCCCAGCGAGGAGCAAGGCGACGACGAACGCGAGUGCUCCGACGGCGAGGUUUGAUUCGUUUGAAAGUGAAGGACCGGAGCAGGCCUGGGCAAGCUCGAGACCGUCCAACACCCCCGCGCGAAGAGAGGAGCCGGCUUCGAAGCCAGCUUCGAGUCAAGGCGAUGGGGACUGUGAGUGUCCUUGACUUGGGUAUCAGGGGUAUUUAUGAACUGAUAGUAUACUUUUAUUUAUUUGUUGAGACAGUGUUCAACCACACCUUCUGA
Messenger RNA from Microbotryum saponariae, 1709 nucleotides. NCBI's taxonomy places the organism in Eukaryota, Fungi, Basidiomycota, Microbotryomycetes, Microbotryales, Microbotryaceae. The record is from the annotation of a GenBank genome assembly.